Messenger RNA from Carcharodon carcharias (great white shark), 3030 nucleotides. It is a transcript of the gene ccdc28a, whose product is annotated as coiled-coil domain containing 28A. Bases 184 to 747 code for a protein of 187 amino acids. NCBI's taxonomy places the organism in Eukaryota, Metazoa, Chordata, Chondrichthyes, Lamniformes, Lamnidae. The transcript is spliced from 7 exons. The record is from RefSeq and is a predicted model, not a curated record.
CAGGCGCCUCUUUUCUCCCCUCCCCCCCACACAACCAAUGGCCAUCCCCCUUGUGACCGCUUAGGCAGUGACCCAGGCCUCGCAGAGCCGUCAUGUCCUCAGCCCCACCGCCCUCCUCUGCAGCAUAGCGACCAGAAGGUGGGGGAAGUCCUGGCAGACUUUGGCUCCUGAAUAGCAGACAGAAUGGAGGAGAAGAAACUGAAGCGCAGGAGUCCCAAGACCGCUACACAACAGCAUAUGCCUCCAGUAAGCAACAAAAAAAACACUGUACCAAGUAAGAGUGUGGGCUUGAACACUGGCUCACAGACAGCUGCUCCAAAACAAAAACUGAAAAGGGUAGUUAAAGAGAAGCCCAAACCACAGACUAUAGCUGGAAAGAGCACCCAGUCGGCCCCUAUUCAGCAUUCCUUCCUCACCGAUGUAUCUGAUGUGAAGGAGAUGGAGAGGGGGUUGCUCAGCCUUCUAACCGACUUCCACUCUGGAAAGCUUCAAGCAUUUGGUAAAAGGUUUUUUUGCAACGAGUGUUCCAUCGAGCAGAUGGAGCACGUGCGUGAGAUGCAGGAGAAGCUAGCUCGCCUGCACUUUGACCUUUACAGUGACCUCGACGAGCCCGUGGAGGAACAGAGGAACAUAGCUCGGGACAUGCACCUGGACAAAUUGCUAACCAACUUGGAGGAGCUGAGCUCUUCGAUCCAAAAACUAAAUUUGGCAGAUAAUCAAGAUGUCCCAAGAGCAUCCACCUCCUGAAAGAACAGGGCAAAUGCAAGGAUGCCAAAUUUCAAACAGUAAAAACAAAUUAUACAACAGGAGAAAAGGUUGUUGAUUGAUGGGAUGUCGACCCUGGCUGAGGUGUUGCCAUGGAGAAAGCAACGGGGCAAGGGGACUAUAGCCUCAUCAAGCUCCCGAAUCAUUUUAAAAAGGCACAAGGCUUGAACAUAUUCCUUUUGUUUGCAGAGAUUGGGACCCUGCAUAUGAAUGUUUGUCGCUUCUAGCAUAAAUGAGCCACGUUCCAAACAUGACUGCUUAUCCUACGUUGGCUGUUAUUGUAGCUAUUAGCACACUCAGGAUUGUUCAGCAAGUGCUGCCCAAUCAUGGAAUCACAUCUAACAGACAUUUUAUUUUGGGUUUUGUGAGCCCGGGCUGUUUGAUUACAGCCUGUACACUGCCUAUUCUGAACAAUCGUAGGAACACGCUGUUUGAUUCAAUCAGCCAAUUGCUGGUAUGUAUUAAUAAUGUAUACAUUAAAAAAAUGAAUGUUACACUAUGUAUUACACUUUGCAAUUUAAUGUAGAUUAAUUUUGAUAUGGAUAUUUACUGCAUAACAUGUUUUGGCAGAAAGAAGAAGCAAUGAGAGUAUAAGCUCAAUGGAAAGGCACUAAAGGGUUUCCCAAGUCCUAGAAUCCUACAGUGUAGGAGAUCAUUCAGCACAUUGUGUUUGUGUUGGCUUUCUGAGAGAGCUAUCUGAUUAGUCCCACUGCACUACUCAUUCCCUGUAGGUCUGCAAAUUUUCCCUUUUUAAACACAUGGCUCUCUCACUUUGAGAACUGGCAGCUAAAGCAAAACAAGAAAAGCAAACUGUAUUUUAGAUUUUACAAGUCAAAGAGUAAGGAGGGAAUCAUCAGUCUUUGCAUUGCAAGCAAGCAGUUUUGUAUGCUUGAUUACAAAAAGGAAUUGACAACUUGCAGCAUAGAUUGAUCAGAAACUAUAGUUAUAGGGGAGAGGAUGCAAUACUGGGACCAUUUCACCUGAAGAUGAAAACCCGUCCGCUGAAGUUCUACCACACCCCCCCUCCCCCAGCUCACUGAUAUCACCCAAGGUUUCCGGAAGUAUUACAAAACUUGCCGUAUUUUGGAGCGCUGUCAACCCAGCUCUGGUUUCCAUACUAUAAAAAGGAUAUUGAGGUGCUGGAGAAAGUGCAAAAAAAAAGACUCGCAAGGGUCUUGUGAAUAUCAAAUCUAUGAGCUUAUACCUUUUGGAAAAAACUGAACAAGCUGGGGCUUUUUUUUCUCUGGUAAAUAGGAAACUGAGGGGAGACCUGAUAGAGGCCUUUAAGAAUGUGAAGGUGGAUUUAGAGGAUAGAUGUAGAGAAGAUGCAUUAACUUGCGAAGGAGUCCAAAUUUAAGGGUUGGAAAUAUGAAAGUCAACCAGUAAAUCCAAUGGGGAAUUCAGGUGAAAGUUCUUUACCUAGAGAGUGGUGAGAAUGUGGAAAUCGCUACUACCAGGAGUGGCUGAGGUGAAUAGUGUAGAUGUUUCGAAAGGGAAGGUAGAUAAACAACAGGAACAAAAGGUUUUGCUGAUGGGGUUAGAUGAAGAGGAGGCUUGUAUAAAUGCAGGUGGGCUGAAUGGCCUGCUGCUUUGAUGUAUAGCCUCUGUAAUUUGUGAAUAGUGAGAGUGUUAGAGGACACUGAACAGAUCCGUGUAGAAUUCCAUCAACGAAGUCACUAAGUUGCCUAACCAUUCAUCAUUUAUGAUCACUUUCUGCUAUUUGUUUUGACCCGACGCGCCAUGUAUCUACGAUAAAAGUGAAUAUUAAAAUAACAAAACUGCUUCAGGUGCCACGAGUUUCUAUGCAGUGGCUUGACCGUUAUAAAUGAAUAUUUGCCAGCCAAUUUGAACACCUCAUGGUCUCUCAGACCGCAUUCAGCUGAAUGACCAGGUCCUGCCACAACUGGUGUUAAGAUGUGGCAUGUUGACAGGAGGCUAGAAAAACCUCCCUGAGCAGCACCACAGGAUCUUUCUAAUCCACUGGGCAGCUGGGUUGGGGCUUAGGUUGCUUUCAAAUGAAAUGUUAAUUUCUAAUAAUAAUUUGCGGUUUAUUCUGUUCAGGCUAUAUUGAUUGGGGCUGGGUGGCGUGGGGAUGGUAAGGGAGUGGUUGGGAGUGAUAUGAGGGGGAUAAAAGAAAUGGGGUUGGGAAUGACGUGAGAAGAUUGGGAUGGGGAUUGAAAGAGACUUUUGCAAUAAAGAUACUAAUUUCACCCCAAACGUUUUGUGGAUGUCUGCUCAUGUUUAAUAAAAAUGCCAUGUAAAGUU